This is a messenger RNA of Branchiostoma belcheri (Belcher's lancelet), 915 nucleotides long. RefSeq lists its product as uncharacterized. The transcript is spliced from 4 exons. The coding region runs from base 157 to 573 and encodes 138 amino acids. The record is from RefSeq and is a predicted model, not a curated record. NCBI's taxonomy places the organism in Eukaryota, Metazoa, Chordata, Leptocardii, Amphioxiformes, Branchiostomatidae.
GGGAGUAACAAGUGGCUACAGGAAAGCAGUGGAGCUGCCGUCACAAGUCAACAAAGGGGAGAGACGCGAUCGCUGGAUAACAUUCAUCUUUCACUAGUGUGCACGACGAGUCACGCCAGGCAGCUGAGGCGUUGGAGAAGACAGUUGGCGACUACCAUGGGUGUGAGAAUAGUAGCGAUGGUUGUGGUGUUGUUGCUGACGGAGGCGUGCGGCCUGCAUGAGCUACGCGGCCGCGGAACGGACGUGUUCCUGGCCAACCCACCCAGCCGGAGAGUUUACAGGCUUGGUGGCUACAGUUGGUCUGCAACAAUAAAAGCAGGUGCAACACCCCACAAAUGGUACGAAACCAUCAUGCGGCUCGACUCCCCCCACUUUGGGAAAAGACGGUCCAUGUCUGACUACAGCCUCGAGGUCCCGGAUGAUAAAGUCAUCGGGGAAAUCGGCAAACAUCGGGAGGGUCCGGAGAGAGUCCCGAUGAUCCUCACCGACAACGACGUCGGAAGAGAUCGGCAACGCUCGGGAGAGAGCACUUUCCGAGUGAACAGAGGUGGCCAAAAAUGCGUUUGCUGGUGACGUAAAUAAGAUUUUAAAAUGGCUAAAAAUCAAUUUUUGGUUGGAAUGUUUUAGCACUCAGUGGGCAAUAUGAGGUCAUCGAUUUCAGCUAUGAUGGUUAUUUACAUAUUUUCAUUAUGAUUUAGUAUCUUACAGUGCAUCAAAGGAGGUGUUUAAAAGAUUUAAACACGAUUUAAGUAAGUGGCAGAAUUAUUGUACCACACAGAGGCCACAAAGACAUUGGAAACGUUUAAAGAAGUAAUCUUAGCGGUGCAUAGAUUUGACUUAUUGAUUUCUAAUUGAUUUCCACGUUAUAAGAUGAAUAGUACCUUGCUAAGUAACACGAGCAUAAUAAAAGUAUCC